AUGACACUGCACGCAAACCACGUUUCGUUUUAUGAAAUACUUGGAGUAUCAAAGGAUGCAGAGAGAGAUAGCAUAAAGACAGCAUACCAUAGGUUACUCCUGACAAACCACCCCGACAAGUCUAACCCGAACGCAAACACCUACUCAAUUCCCGUAAUCCAGCAAGCCUAUCGUACACUAAUAAAUGACGAUGAGAGGAUUGCAUAUGACAAACAACUACAUGACUACUAUAUCAAGCUAGGGCUAGUCGACAGCAUGGGAAUUGACACUGAUGGAAUCGAUCAUUUUGACUUGUCUGAAUUCGUGGAAGAUGGAGAGAGAUUUGUCCACGAUUGCCCACGUUGCCAGUGCCAUGAAGGUUUCCAGGUUGGGGAACAAGACCUGGAGAAUGGUGUCUUUGAAAAUAAUAAGGAUAACGAAGAAGAUGAACACGGAACGUAUAGAAUUCUACUCCAAUGUUCUUCAUGUAGCCUGUGGCUUUGUGUUGAUUACUCGAUACAAUAG
Molecule: messenger RNA, 504 nt
Organism: Pichia kudriavzevii
Lineage: Eukaryota; Fungi; Ascomycota; Pichiomycetes; Pichiales; Pichiaceae
Exons: 1
Coding region: 1-504 (167 amino acids)
Source: RefSeq, a predicted model, not a curated record